AUGAUCAGAAAAAGAAGAGCCACCAACCUUAAAACCCUCAAACAGAUUCACGCUUCAAUGAUCGUGAACGGUUUCACUUCCAACGUUGGUUUACUCACUGAACUUGUCUUCACCGCCGCCAUGUCAAUCAUGGGCCCCACUAGUACUACAAUCACAGAAUACGCACACCAAGUGUUCGCUCAAAUUUCUGAACCAGACACCUUCAUGUGGAACACCAUGAUCAGAGGAUGCUCUCAGAGCCCCAAUCCAGUGCAAGCGGUCGCACUCUAUGCCCAGAUGGACCAGCGUUUCGUGAAGCCUGAUAACUUCACUUUCCCCUUCGUCCUCAAGGCUUGCACCAAGCUUUUCUGGUUCAAGACCGGUUCGGCGGUUCAUGGCCGGGUUGUUAGUUUGGGGUUCGGUUCAAACACGUUUGUGAGGAACACCCUUUUGUUCUUUCACGCUAACUGUGGAGAUUUAAAGAUUGCAACCGCGCUCUUUGAUGAUUCGGAUAAGGGUAAUGUGGUUGCUUGGUCUGCACUCAUUGCUGGGUAUGCGAGACGAGGGGAUUUGAGUGUUGCGCGCCAACUGUUCGAUGAAAUGCGUGUGAAAGAUUUGGUGUCGUGGAAUGUGAUGAUCACCGGGUAUGCGAAGCAAGGGGAGAUGGAGAGUGCUAGGAUGCUUUUUGAUGAGGCACCCAAGAGGGAUGUGAUUACUUGGAAUGCCAUGAUCACGGGUUAUGUGCUUAGCGGCUCGAAUCAGCAGGCUUUGGAGUUGUUUGAUGAGAUGAGCAGGGUUGGGGAUUGCCCAGAUGAGGUCACAUUGUUGAACUUGUUGUCUGCUUGUGCUGAUUUGGGAGAUUUGGAAAAUGGUCAAAAGAUACAUGCCAUGAUCUUGGAGAUGAGACCGGGAGAGUUGAGCACAUUAUUGGGGAAUGCUCUUGUGAAUAUGUAUUCCAAGUGUGGAAGCAUAGCAAAAGCGCUUCAUGUGUUUUGGUUAAUAAGAGAUAAAGAUGUAGCCUCAUGGAACUCGGUCAUUGGUGGGUUGGCUUUUCAUGGCCAUGCUGAGGAAUCACUUGGUCUGUUUAGGGAGAUGGAGAGGACCAAGGUUUGUCCAAAUGGGAUCACCUUUGUUGGUGUUUUGGCAGCUUGCAGUCAUGCUGGGAAAGUUGAUGAGGGUUAUCAAUAUUUUGAUCUCAUGAGAAGUAAGUAUAAGAUUGAGCCAAACAUUAGGCAUUGCGGGUGUAUGGUAGACAUGCUAGGGCGUGCUGGACUUCUAAAGGAAGCAUUUGACUUCAUAGCCUCGAUGAAGAUUGAACCUAAUGCAAUUGUUUGGAGGACUCUGCUUGGAGCAUGCAAAGUUCAUGGAGACGUUGAGUUUGCAAAACAGGCAAAUGAACAUCUGCUUAGAAUGAGAAGAGACCAGAGUGGUGACUAUGUACUGUUGUCAAACAUAUAUGCCUCACGAGGUGAGUGGAAUGGGGCUGAGAAGGUACGCAAGUUAAUGGAUGAUAGUGGCGUGACGAAAAAUCCUGGCUCUAGCUUUGUUGAAGCAUAUAGUUGA
Messenger RNA from Gastrolobium bilobum, 1542 nucleotides. Its product is annotated as pentatricopeptide repeat-containing protein At5g15300. The record is from RefSeq and is a predicted model, not a curated record. The coding region runs from base 1 to 1542 and encodes 513 amino acids. NCBI's taxonomy places the organism in Eukaryota, Viridiplantae, Streptophyta, Magnoliopsida, Fabales, Fabaceae. Gene Ontology annotation, biological process: RNA modification. The transcript has a single exon. Gene Ontology annotation, molecular function: RNA binding; protein binding.